Orbicella faveolata is the source of this 5883-nucleotide messenger RNA. RefSeq names its product netrin-1-like. Gene Ontology annotation, molecular function: protein binding. Gene Ontology annotation, cellular component: basement membrane. The record is from RefSeq and is a predicted model, not a curated record. Gene Ontology annotation, biological process: motor neuron axon guidance; tissue development; animal organ morphogenesis. NCBI's taxonomy places the organism in Eukaryota, Metazoa, Cnidaria, Anthozoa, Scleractinia, Merulinidae.
GGUUAAAAGGGCUUUCCGUACAUCAGUUAGUGAUUGCGGAUGAGGUCGAAAAAAGCCAUAAUGUGUUGUUGUGGUCAGUCCACCAUCCUGAGUGUAAAUCGAUCGCCCCUUCAUUCUGAAAAUUAACCCCGCUCUGAUAUAUGGCGACUUCAUUUUGCAGAGCUGUACAAAUCAAGAGAAUUGCAAAUUUGGCCUGAUCGGUAGUAGGUAGUAGGUUAACUAAUUAGCCACAGCUGUUGUGUUAACGAGAGAAAACUACGCAAAGUCUUCAUUUUAUGAAUUCCCUUGAAGAGCUACCACCCUCUGGAAAUCCGAAAGAAUUUGUACGGUGACAAGUUUGACGACAUUUCGGGAGUAAUUUCCGUGAAUUCCCCGGUUAAUCAGUUGUCUCCGGUUACUCAAUAAUUGUGUACAAAAUAACCAAGACUUGGGAACAUCCUGUACCUUAAUACAUGUUAUAUGUUAGAUAAGCUUGUAAGCAGGAAUAGCUCGGUAAUUAGCUAAAUUAUCUCUAUUCUUUCCCGCCUGAAUGAGAGGUUCAAGUUUAUACGAGAUAAGGAAUCUUAUGACGAGGUCUUAAAUGCGUCAGCGAUCAUUUUAUGCUUUCAUAACGGUUUAAAACAAGAAUCAAAUAAAAGAUUAGCCAUUGCUAUCGUUUGCGUAAAUGAGAAUUGUGUACCCUUUGUUCGAUGGCAAUAAAGAGCGCAUCUCGUGCCAAAAGCAAGCGCGUUUUGAGUGACAUGUCUCUCGACCACCCGGGGUGUUUGUUUGGUUCGAGCUCUCAAAAGUAAUAUAGGGGCGCUUGUGUCGUACUAAUUUGACAAAUAGCCCCAUUUCGUUAGUUAUCUGUUCAUCAAAUCGACACGUUUCUAAAGAACAGGCGAGGAAGGUGUCAACCGAACGAUUACUGGUUCCCAAAGUCCAUGCUUGAUAACAGCAUUGGCAAAUAUUGUAAUCGUUUUGGCAGAAUUGCCUCACGUCAGUAAGUACGUAAAGCUUUCAUCGCCAGUGCAGGGGUCACAAAUUUUUUAUACAUCGUUUCGGAAAUCAAUAAGAGCAAGGAUGGGGGGUUUACUAAGGGCAAACGGCUAAUUCAAGAUCCACGUGAGAACUAUGCUGUGUUGAUCCUUCAUAACUUUCAGCACAAAGUAGGAAGCGAGGCCAUUGACUGCCGGAAUCUUGCGCCAGAUAAGUUUGUACAGAAUUUGCGAUUGGCAAAUAAAUCUCGCUGUGGAAUCCACUCAUGGUAAAACCAUUUUAGAACGCCGUGAGCUGAGAUGCAGGCUGAGAACGGACACAUUGCUUCCUAACACCGCCAGACCAUAAAAGACCUAUGAUUGAUUAGGUGACGGGAAGGGAAUCGUGUAGCAAAUUGGCUGUGCGCGUUUGGGAGCGCGUCGCAAUCCUGACAGGAUUUUAAACAGACGACACGAGCACCUAAAGUAGAGAUUAUACAACGCAGUCUGAGCCAAAUCUCCUCUGAUUGAGAGUGUUUAUCGUAUUAUCAUCAACAACUUAGUACUAGACGUCGGCCAAGAAUUCCUACGACGGGUAUUUCCGUUUCUUGAAAGUUUAGUGGAAGUCAAGAACUGCUUUUUUUUCUCUCGUGCCAAAGCCCUGAAUAAGUUAACAAUGGAGCCGCAGUGUUUUAUAUCUGUGUUUAAUUUUAUUGUGUUAUUUAUAUUGGUUCCGAACCUUUAUCGCCAAAGUUUCUCGACAGUGACAGCUUCGUCCGCUCGCACUGACUGUUAUGAUGAUUACGGACGGCCACAGAGAUGUUUGCCAGAAUUUCACAAUUUGGCGUAUGGGAAACGGAUCUACGCAAGCCACUCAUGCGGUAAACCUCCGCGAAAAUUCUGCAAGUGGCAGCUCAGAGGACACACUUGUCAUGUAUGCGACUCGAGGGUUCCAAGCAAAACUUAUCCCGUCAAAUACCUGACUGAUCUACACAACCAAAACAACGUGACAUGCUGGCAAGCGGAUCCCAAGCAAUCCCGAGAGAACGUUACUCUAAUCCUCUCGCUUGGAAAAACCUAUGAUAUUACGUACAUCAGCUUGCAGUUUUGCGGGCCGAGGCCCGAGUCUAUGGCCAUAUACAAAUCCCUGGACUUUGGCAAGAGUUGGAGGCCGUAUCAGUUCUAUUCAGGCUCAUGCAGCAGGGUCUACGGAAGACCAAAGAAAGCAUUCGCUAGCAGAGAAAAUGAACAGGAAGCGCUUUGCACCGAUGCGCAUCUCAUAAAGCCUCUUCAAGGAGGCAGAAUUGCGUUCAGCACCCUAGAGGGUAGACCCUCGGCGAGUGAUUUCGAAUCCAGCUUUGUUCUUCAAGAGUGGGUCAGUGCGACUGACAUCAAAAUCGUCUUCAACCGCAUCAGCGCGGUCAGCAAGAAGCAAGAGUAUAAAUACUACGCCGUGUCGGACUUGGCUGUCGGUGGACGUUGCCGUUGCAAUGGACAUGCAGGCAGGUGCCCGAUCAGCCGUGACGGGAACCCAGUAUGUGAGUGUAAGCACCACACUGCUGGUAACAACUGUGAGCAAUGCAAGGCAUUUUUUAAUGAUCGACCGUGGAGGCCUGCUACCGAGACCUCGGCAAAUGAAUGCGUAGCUUGUAACUGUAACUUGCAUGCAAAAGCAUGCGUGUUCAAUAUGGAGCUGUUUAAACUGUCUGGAGGCGACAGUGGAGGGGUCUGUAUUCACUGCAGACACAACACGGCGGGAAGAUUCUGCCAUUACUGCAAAGAAGGCUUUUAUAAAGAUCCAACAAAGGACAUUACUAACAGAAGGGUCUGCAAACCAUGUAACUGCCACCCGCACGGAUCUAUGGGAAAGGUUUGCGACCAGAACACGGGACAGUGUCCUUGCAAGGAAGGCGUGACACGGAGACAGUGUGACAACUGUGCUGUGGGAUACGAGAACACAAAAAGUCCCAUUGCUCCUUGCAUCAGUGAGUAUUUACUUCUGAAACCACUCUACAACGUAGGUCAUUUGCCAUUAGACUCAGGAAAAUCAAUUUAUUGCUGCCGGCGUUCGCUCGCGGAGGGGGGAGGGUACUUCUGUAAAUUUCGGAAACACAACUGCCAAUAUUUACGGUUCUCAUUAUUUCUUGCAGCAUGUAACUGCCACCCGCACGGAUCUAUGGGAAAGGUUUGCGACCAGAACACGGGACAGUGUCCUUGCAAGGAAGGCGUGACACGGAGACAGUGUGACAACUGUGCUGUGGGAUACGAGAACACAAAAAGUCCCAUUGCUCCUUGCAUCAAAGCACCAAACACAGUUAUGUCAAUACAGCCCAAGGAUUCUACCUGUUCCCAGUGCAAGAAAGUUGGUCUUUCUAGGAAGAAGUUUUGCCGGAAAGAUUUUGCCAUGAAAGUGGCAGUUCUUGGCUUGGAUAGGACAUCUCAAGGGGACUGGAUCCGAGUCACCGUCAACGUCAUGACACGCUACAAGCGCUCAUUAGUUCGUCUGAGACUAGGGAAUGAAUUCUUGUGGAUACCACGACGAGACUAUAAGUGCAAAUGCCCAAGGUUGCGACCUGGCCGAGACUACCUGAUCGCGGGCUCAAUCAGAUCCACUCGCAGGAAAAAGUCAAUUGUAGUGGAUCACCGUAGUAUGGUAGUCUCGUGGAAUAAGAACAUGGACAGAAAAGUCGAAAUGAUAAAGAAGAAGUGUCAACAUGAAAAGGAAGCUGAGCACCGCUACAAUUAAACAAAAACCACGAAACCUUAUCUUAAAUUACAGCGAAGUAAACCAUUUAGUUGUCGAGUUUCACUUCGCAUCAAAGCAGGUGCGAAUAUUAUAGUUCCAAGCAAAACGAAAUAGUGAAAAGGUAUGACAACAAAUCCUAAAUGCUUACUUGAUGAGCAGAAAGGAAUUACCCCUAUUCUGUUCCAGGCUCUCUCGGUCAGUGAGGACGACACGAAAAAAAAACGGUAGGUUACUGAGAAUAAAGAGAGGGGUUUGGGAGAGAAAGAGGCAAGGCACUGCUCUUUUAUCCUCUGCCCGCCUCGCGUCGUCCCCAAUGACAGAGAGCCUGAAACAGCCUAAACUACCUACACAUAUUUUUCAAAACAGCUAUUAUAUUAAAAAGUAUUUUUAUAAAACUACAAUUAAUUUUAUCAUUUAGCACAUUAAAAGCACUUUUACAUUUGCGGAGAUUUUAGUUUUUUCUUACGGCCCUGGUGUACUUACCGUUUACAGCGAUGUUUAUGUUGCCCUCGGAAGCACGGAUGACGUUAGUGGUCUAAGGUCGUCUAAGUUGACUUUGUCCUCGCUUGUGAAAGGAUAUGAGGCUUAGCUCAAAGUUCUUAUUGAUAUAGAUAACUGUGCUUCCACUAAGGACUCCUAAAACCGCGCCAGGGAUCCACAAUAACAGGCCGGUACAUGGUUAAAUUCUAUGCUUUUGUUUACCCAAUUACUUCCGCGUUUAUGUUGUCAGCUAACCAUUUUAUUGUUACUAAGUGAAGGCCGUCAUUUCGUUCAUGAAGACAAUCGUCAUUUCAGUUGCCUGAAAAAGGAAAAACUGAAACAGUAUUAACCAGGGUAUAUACAGUACCACUCAAAUGUAAGCUUUGCUGCCGAGAGCCAAAGAAGUGACGCAACACUUGUAGCCGUCUUAUUAUAGCACUAUACGUAGCAUAUCGUUUCAUAUCUACAGAAUUUCGUCCACGACAAACUGAUUCGACUGUGCUACAUGAGCACAAGGUUACUUAAAAUACCAUCCGUGAGUCAACCAGUCAUAUUAAGUCAGGAUUUAGUUUGCGUGCUGUUUUACAUGGCACGUUGGAAACGUUUUCUGUGCCGACACAUGAAUGUAUGGGUAAACGUUAUUCUGAAUAAAAGCACGCUAGAGUAGUUUUCACUUGAGUGUCGAAAAGUAAUUGGUUUUGCAUUACUACGCUACACGAUUGGCUUACAAAACUGCGCCACUUUUUCGUCCAAUCAGAAGGAAGAGCAAAACCAAUUGUGACUCGCUCGCACACGUUUUACCGCACUUCGCGUCAGGUACGUGUAUUUAGUCCGACUUUUGAUUGGUUCAUUAGAUUGUCUGUGACCUUUGUGAUUGACUAGAGUGAUUACUAUGGUUUUGGUUUUCCAACUCGAAAUUGAAAACCGCUCUAAGAGAACUUGUAUGUAGGCAAAUAGGUACUGCUUUUGAGAUUUUAAUUCUUAUAUUUCAUCACCGACUAGCGACGCGGUAAGGUGUCUUUGAUUUUCCUGCUUUGUGUAAUUUUUAUCCAACUUUUACGAAAUAUUGGUGCAAAGCAGUUCAAAUGUACCUGAAUGCUGUGGUAUUGUCAAUAUGGAAGAAUACGCACUUGUGUUGAGGCGGCGCGACCCGAAAAAUCCGCAAAUUUCGACUCCUGAAUCGGCCUUAAAUCUCUCCUCGGAUGGCAGAAGUCAUUUUGGCGUGUGGCAAAACGAAAAGCGAGUAAUUUAACAAAACAACCGGGUUUUAUUAUAUACUCACCAAGUCCUUUCGUUCCACAAAAUAAAAAGGUAAACUUCUUCUGACCCGAAGUUCGACCGGACCGCACUUAGACCUCUUAGGCGGACUGCCACUUAAGCAUUUGGCCAACACACAGUCUUACAACUCAGUUUCAUGUCUGUCUAAUGUCAGAUUCUGCAAAUAAAACCAAUUAAAUACCUCAUUUUCAAGUGGUUUUUUUUUUUCAUAGGCCAAUCAGUACAUGCCAGUUUUCAAAUUAUUUCCAUCAAUCAAUCCAUUGUAUUAAGUUUAACUGGUUAUUGCCACUAAACAGUGGACGAAAAUUGAGCGAAUAUGUGGCAAAAACAAAAAAGGGGCACACAAGACAGUAGCUGAGUACAUGUGUCGGUGAUGUUCUUACCACAUCUCGACGUCUUCUGAGAUCCAUUACUGAACAGACG